AGAAUCUAUAUAAUAGCCCUGUCUUUCACUCAUUUUUCUUCACUUCACACUUCAAAGCUUUUGCUGACAAACUCUCUCUUCACAGCAUUUUGCAAUUCAACUCUAGCCAAGAACAAAUCAAUGGAGCAAAUUAAUGGAGUGGUCUUUGGAAACCAACAGCUCGCUGCUGAUCCUCUGCCUUUCGCGAGAAGUUAUCAGUUGGAAGCGUUGGAGACUGCAAUUAAGCAAAACACAAUUGUGUACUUGGAGACUGGGUCUGGAAAGACCCUGAUUGCUAUCAUGCUUCUGAGAAGCUACGCGUACCUUCUUCGUAAGCCGUCUCCGUACAUUGCUGUUUUCUUGGUCCCCACAGUUGUUUUGGUGACUCAGCAAGGAGACGCACUGAAAAUGCAUACCGACUUGAAAGUCGGCACAUAUUGGGGAGAAAUGGGGGUCGAUUUCUGGGAUGCAUCUACAUGGAAACAUGAAGUGGAUAAACAUGAGGUACUGGUUAUGACUCCGGCGAUACUACUUUCUGCUUUGAGGCACAGGUUUUUACAACUAAACAUGAUAAAAGUUAUGAUAUUUGAUGAGUGCCACAAUGCACGAGGCAGACACCCCUAUGCCAGCAUAAUGUCGGAAUUUUAUCAUCGACAGUUAACUCGUGAUAGCGCACAGCUUCCAAGAAUAUUCGGGAUGACUGCUUCCCCUAUCAAGUCUAAAGGUUCUAGCACGGCAGAUAAUUAUUGGAAGCAGAUUAGUGACCUUGAGAAUCUUAUGAAUUCUAAGGUAUACACGUGUCUCAGUGAAUCCGUUCUGGCGGAGUAUAUCCCAUUCUCAAAUACGAAGCUGGAGAUGUAUGAACAUGUGGAUAUUCCUUGCACAUUGUCUCUCAGUUUAGCUCAUGAUCUGGAAAUGUUGAAAGGAAAGCAUGAAUGUUCAAUUUCAAAAUCAAAUAUGUCCGACAAUAGUGCUGGAUCUGCAAGAAAAAGAUUAUCAAAACUUCAUUCGGCUUUCCUAUUUUGUUUGACUGAGAUGGGUGUUUGGCUGGCUUUCAAGGCUGCUGAGUUCUUGUCCCAUGAAGAAACUAGUUUCUUUUCAUGGGGAGUAUUAGAUGUAUGUUGUCAGACAAUUGUCAGAAAUUUCAGUCUGGGUGCUUCCAAGAUUUUCUCGGCUCGCUUACCUUCUGGGCCACAUUGGUCAAUUGGUGGUGAUAUUCAGGCAAAUACGGAGGCUGGAUAUUUGUCAUCCAAAGUUAAUUGUCUUCUAGAGUUGCUUCUCAAGUACAGGCACCUGAAGGAUUUGAGAUGUAUAAUAUUUGUUGAGAGAAUUAUUACAGCCAUUGUUCUUCGGUCUCUGUUGAAUGAGUUGCUUCCGGAACUAUGUGGUUGGAGAACCGAGUACACCGCAGGACAUAUUUCUGAGGUGCAGUCACAGAGUAGGAAAAUUCAAAGCAAAAUUGUUGAAGAAUUUCGUAAGGGUCUGGUGAACAUUAUUGUAGCGACAUCUAUUCUUGAAGAAGGCUUAGAUGUUCAAAGUUGUAACCUUGUAAUUCGAUUCGAUCCCUCAGCUACUGUUUGUAGCUAUAUACAAUCUCGUGGGCGAGCUCGAAUGCAGAACUCCGACUUUCUUCUGAUGGUCAGAAGUGGGGAUACUUCAACACGCACUCGCAUGCAAAAAUUUAAGGCUAGUGGGGAAAUAAUGCGGCAAGAAUCAUUACGUCAUGCAUCUAUUCCAUGUUCGCCUCUGGAUGAUGAACUGUAUGAUGAGCCUUACUACGAAGUUGAAAGGACUGGAGCAAUUGUUACCCUCAGUUCCAGUGUCUCAUUGUUACACUUCUAUUGCUCAAGGCUACCAUCGGAUGGGUACUUUAAACCCAAUCCUAGGUUUGUGAUUGAUAAAGAAACAGCAGCCUACACCCUACAACUUCCCAUAAGUUGCCCCCUGAGAAGUAUUAGUGUAAAGGAGAAUAGCAAAGCAGCGAGGCAACUUGCAUGCUUGGCAGCUUGUAAAGAACUUCAUCAUGUGGGUGCCUUGACUGAUAAUCUUGUUCCUGAUAUCGUGGAGGAAGAAGCCAUCAACAAAGAAUUGGAAUGUCAAAUGCAUACAGUUGAAGAAUCAAAAUACUUUCCACCAGAGUUGGUUAGUCGUGGCAGCAAUGAUUCAGAAGCAGUGUACUACUGCUACCUGGUUCAGUUGCAACCUGACUUUCGCAACGACUUUCAGCUUCAUGGGAUUUUACUUGCUGUUAGGACUAAGCUCGAGUUUGAUGAUAAAAUAUUGUCUUUUGACUUGGACAUUGAUAGGAGGGGACGCUUGCAAGUUCUACUAAAUUAUAGUAAACUUGUUAAGCUUACUUCUGAGGAGAUUCAACGGUGUAAGAGAUUUCAAGUCAGUAUCUUCAGAAUUCUCUUUGACCGUGAUCUGAGUAAACUGCAGGACGCUUUAGCUGCAGUUCAAUCGCCUAUUGGUUCUGCAGUUUCUGAUUUUCUUCUGCUCCCAUCUUUGGGUACAACCCCUGAAAUAAAUUGGAGAUGUGUGAAUUCUUUGCUCUUUCCUUCUCAAGAGCUUGGGGAUAAGCAUACGGAUUUCUGUUCAACACAACGUCACAAACGCAGCGUGAACACCAAAACUGGGGUGGUGUGCAGCUGCAUGUUAGAGAAUUCGUUGGCCUGGACACCUCAUAAUGGCCGUAUAUACUGCAUUACAGGGUUUUUGGAUAAUCUGGAUUGCAACUCUCUGUUGGAUUUGAGAACCAGAGAAUCCAUUACGUACAGAGAAUACUUCAAAAAGCAGCAUGAGAUCAACAUAUGCUUUGAAGAAGAACCACUUCUUAGGGGAAAGCAUAUUUGUAAGGUGCACAAUUACCUCCAGAGAUGCAGAACUCAGAAAGCUAAAGAUUCAACUAAUUCAUCUGCUGAGUUGCCUCCUGAACUUUGUUCUCUCAUCAUGUCACCUGUCUCUAUUUCUACCCUUAAUACCUAUUCAUAUGUUCCUUCGAUCAUGCAUCGGAUCGAGUCCUUGGUUAUGGCCUCCAACUUGAAAAGAAUGCUUUUUGAUCACUGCCCACUAAAUAUUUUUAUCCCAACCGCUAAGGUUUUGGAAGCAAUGACUACAAAGAAAUGCCUCGAGAAGUUUCAUUUGGAAUCACUUGAGACACUUGGAGACUCCUUUCUCAAGUAUGCUGUCAGUACACGGCUGUUCAAGACAUAUGAAAAUCAUCACGAGGGUCUUCUCAGCUUUAAGAAAAACACAUUCAUUUCCAAUGCUGCACUGUGCAAGCUUGGAUGUGCUCGUAAAAUCCCAGGAUUUAUCCGUAAUGAACCAUUCGAUCUUAAAACAUGGCUCAUUCCUGGUGAUAAUUCUCAAGUUCACAGCUUUGACGAAGAUUUCCUGAUGCCUUCAGUAAAAAUGUAUAGUCGGGGGAAGCUGAAAAUUAAAGGUAAGAGAGUAGCUGAUGUCGUUGAGGCACUGACAGGUGCCUACCUCAGCUCAGGCGGGGAAGUGGCGGCUUUAUCAUUUAUGAAAUGGCUUGGGCUGGAAAUUGAUUUUGCUAAUGCACCUCUGCCAAGACACUUCCCCGUGAAUGCUGAGAAGCUAGUCAAUGUCAGAUACUUGGAAUCCCUGCUACAUUACAAGUUCCAUGAUCCUUCUCUGCUUGUUGAAGCACUUACUCACGGAUCUUACAUGCUACCUGAGAUUCCACGAUGUUAUCAGCGCUUGGAAUUUCUUGGAGAUGCAGUGCUAGAUUAUGCUGUUACCGCUUAUCUCUAUUUCAAAUAUCCGGGAUUGACUCCAGGACUUAUUACCGAUUUGAGGUCUGCUUCUGUAAACAAUGAAUGCUAUGCUCAAUCUGCAGUUAAGGCUGGCCUGCACAAGCACAUUCUUCAUGCCUCGCAAGAGCUGCAAAGGCAGAUAAGUCGUACUGCUGAGGAUUUCGGGUUAUUGGAUCUUGUUUCCACGUUCGGAUGGGAGGCCGAAACUACUUUCCCUAAGGUGCUUGGAGAUGUUAUCGAGUCCCUUGCUGGUGCGAUCUUUGUUGAUUCUGGCUUCAACAAAGAUAUUACAUUUCGGAGCAUACGACCUCUUCUGGAACCGUUGAUUACACCUCAAACAAUAAAACUCCAGCCAAAAAGAGAGUUGAGUGAACUCUGUGACCAGAAAGGUUACAUAAAGAAGAAGGAUAUCGUCUCUCAUGAGAAUGGCGUUGCAUACAUUACAGUAGAGGUUGAAGCAGAUGGUGUUAUUCACAAGGAUACGCGCUCGGGACGAGACAAAAAAAUGGCCAAGAAGGUGGCUUGCAAAACUGUGCUCAAGUCUCUGAAAGAAUGUGCAGCCAAUGCGCAACAUUAGUUUCUGUUUUCUGCUACUCCCAAGUUACAAAAUAUUGUAUUGUACUAUUGGGUUCGUUGUUAUGUAAGCAAAAAUGUCCUCGAGUAGAGUGUAUAAUAUAAUGUAAAAUAUGGUGUAUUAGUCAUGCUUUUGUUCGCUGUGCUUGUAUUUUUGUUUGAUUUGAUGAAUUAAAAAUAAUAUAGUUUGUAUAAUUCUUAUUAAUAGAAAAUUGUUUGACAAACA
Capsicum annuum is the source of this 4554-nucleotide messenger RNA. Its product is annotated as endoribonuclease Dicer homolog 2-like. The transcript has 23 exons. Gene Ontology annotation, biological process: siRNA processing. The record is from RefSeq and is a predicted model, not a curated record. Gene Ontology annotation, cellular component: nucleus; cytoplasm. The coding region runs from base 121 to 4332 and encodes 1403 amino acids. NCBI's taxonomy places the organism in Eukaryota, Viridiplantae, Streptophyta, Magnoliopsida, Solanales, Solanaceae. Gene Ontology annotation, molecular function: ribonuclease III activity; protein binding; ATP binding.